CCCGCCCGCCGUUUGCCAGCUCGUUACUUAGUAUCAACAAAAGCUUUGUCACAUUAAGCUGUCGCCAUGUUGAAAAAUGCAGCGUCCAAGGUGAUCUUUUCCGGCAUUCAGCCAACAGGCACACCUCAUUUGGGUAAUUACCUUGGCGCAUUGUACAACUGGGUGCAACUUCAGAAAUCCACAGACGCCACUAUAUACUACAGUAUUGUCGACUUACACGCUAUUACGAUGCCCCAAAACCCAGCAACACUUCGACAGGCCAAAAUUGAUAUGGCCAAGUCACUGUUAGCCUGUGGUAUCGACCCUAAGCGAAGUGUUUUAUUCGAGCAAAGUAAAGUCAAGGAACACGCCGAGUUACAAUGGAUAUUCAAUUGCAUUACCCCUGUAGGCUGGCUCAGUCGCAUGACUCAAUGGAAGUCCAAACUAGGAACCAACACCUCUUCUACACACUCACAAUCCCUCUCGGAUGAGACCCUUACCACCGGAUUGAAAAUGGGAUUAUUGGAUUAUCCAGUUCUCCAAGCUGCUGAUAUCUUACUGUACAAAGCUACCCAUGUACCUGUUGGUGAAGACCAGCUUCAGCACCUUGAGCUGACUCGUGAUGUAGCAACAUUAUUUAACAAGACAUUUAAAACUAGACUUUUCCCAUUACCUGAAGCUAUUGUUCCUCCAGCGACGAAACGAAUCAUGUCUUUACGUCAGCCGGGAUCUAAAAUGUCCAAAUCCGAUCCAUCCGACCAAUCUCGUAUCAAUUUGACUGAUAGUCCGGAUGAAGUACAAAGCAAGAUAGCCAGGGCACAGACCGAUGGCAUCCGAGGUAUCACGUUUGACCCCGUUAAUAGACCUGGGGUGGCCAAUUUGUUGAGUAUUCAAGCUGAGCUGGAAGGCCGGACAAUAGAACAAGUUGUGGAGGAUUUCAAAUCUGUGCAAAGCAACAAGGAACUUAAAGACAGGGUCACGGAAGUGAUUGUAGAAGCACUUAAGCCUAUACAAGCUGAAAUGCGUCGACUGGAUGCUGGGUAUGUUCAACAGGUAUUGAAUGAUGGCGCUGAUAAGGCUCGGUCAGUGGCUAGUGAAAACCUCCAUUCAUGCUUCAAAGCGAUUGGUUUAGUGUGAGGUGUAAUUUGUUAAUAAAAAGUAAUAUGAUUUUGAAACGGAG
Messenger RNA from Umbelopsis ramanniana AG, 1159 nucleotides. RefSeq lists its product as uncharacterized. Gene Ontology annotation, biological process: mitochondrial tryptophanyl-tRNA aminoacylation. Lineage: Eukaryota; Fungi; Mucoromycota; Umbelopsidomycetes; Umbelopsidales; Umbelopsidaceae. The transcript is spliced from 4 exons. The record is from RefSeq and is a predicted model, not a curated record. Gene Ontology annotation, cellular component: mitochondrial matrix; mitochondrion. Gene Ontology annotation, molecular function: tryptophan-tRNA ligase activity; ATP binding. The coding region runs from base 67 to 1116 and encodes 349 amino acids.